AUGUGUAUCCGACGCGCCGGUCUUCUGGUCGGCGGGACCGGUGAGAAAUCAGCAAGCCACCACAGUCCUUACAGAGAUGUGAUGAAGAUUGCUGGUUGGAAUGUCCGCACUCUUCGCGACGAAGGAACGCAGUCUCUCACCGUCAGGACUCUGUACAAUGGAGUGGAGGACAACAGCGGGCUGUAUGGAGUGGCGAUUGCUCUCGGCCCAGUAGCGCGGGCAGCGCUGCUCGCUUGGGAACCAGUCUCCCACAGGCUGGCCAUGGUCCGUCUCAAAGGCGCUGUUAUAAACAUCACCGUCAUCUCCGUCUACGCACCGACACUGAAUACAGCGGAGGAGGACAAGGACAUCUUCUACCGCGACCUACAAGCAGUUGUAGAUCGUACCCCUUCCAUUGAUCUUCUAGUGGUGGCAGGGGAUUGGAACGCUCGUACGGGACCGGCGGAUGAAAGCAACAGACAUGUUCUAAGUCGAUUCGCCCUCGGAACACGGUGUGACAAUGGCGACCGCCUAGUCAACUUUGCAGUCGCUAAUCGUCUUGUGGUGACUAAGACUCGUUUCCAGCACCCGCGACGACAUCUCGUCACCUGGCGCUCCAAUGACGGCCGUACAUCCAACCAGAUUGACUACAUUCUGGUACGGGCGAGAUGGGCAAGCUCUGUACUUGACUCUCGAGCCUAUCGGGGUGCAGAUACGAGCAGUGCGCAUGUGACUGCGGGCAAGGAGAUCCACGAAGAUCCUGAAGCGAAUCAACGUCGCCAAUCUGAAGCUGCGCGCGGGUUGGAACUUCGCAAUCGGUUCUCUCUCCUCUCCUCCAACCAAGCUCAGAGCCUCAACCAGAAAUUGAAUGACAGGCUCUCAAAUCUUCCACCGUCAAAGCGGCACACGCCCAUCUUGAGCCUUCGGCUGGCGGAGAAGGCGAUGGUAGCGCGACUGACAGGAGCUGCGAACUUUCGCGAUCUACGGCGCCGCGAAACUCACUCCAUCCGCGCUGACCGAAAUGCGCAUUGGCGCGCCUUCGCCGAAGAGACUGCGCGUGCAGCGGCCUGUGGCGACUCUCGUAAACUCCACCAGAUGGUGAGGCGGGCGAGUCGCGGAACUACGGUGGUGAGUGAGACGCUUCGCUCCCGUGAUGGUGCUAUUAUCGCAGGUCUAGGCGAGCAGCUAAAUCGGUGGAAAGAGCAUUUUAACGAGCUACUCAAUCAUCCGACUCCGGCGAUAGAAGUGGCCGUUGAACCGACCGAUGAAUACGACUGCAACACUGCACCCCCAACGAUAGAUGAAGUGCGAGAUAUUCUGCGCCAUCUGUGUAACAACAAGGAUCCUGGUGAGGAUAGUAUACCUGCAGAAGUAUAUAAAGCCGUAUUCGCCUCACCUACCCUGCCGAUUGGAACGAGGCCAUCCUACUGCCUUUUUUCAAAAAGGGUGAUAGGAGACUCUGCUCGAACUACAGAGGAAUCAGCCUCAUCGACGUGGUGGCCAAAGUAUUUGCAGUGCUUCUCCUGCGAAGAUUUCAAGGCAUCCGUGAUCUGCGGACUCGCCCGUCUCAGGGUGGUUUCCGCCCAGGCAGGGGCUGUGUUGAUCAGAUCUUCAGCCUGCGGCGCACCCUCGAGCAACGCUGGGCAUACCAGCAACCAACAGUUCUCUGCUUCGUCGACUUUGUGGCUGCUUUUGACUCCGUUGAUAGAGGCUCACUCUGGCGUAUUAUGGAAACCGAUGGCAUGCCAGCUAAACUCCUUCGUCUCAUCAAAGGCUACUACUGGUCGACCCGAGCCCGUGUUCUUGCUUAUGGUGUGGAGUCGGAGACAUUUGAGGUGA
Messenger RNA from Acanthosepion pharaonis, 1818 nucleotides. The record is from the annotation of a GenBank genome assembly. Lineage: Eukaryota; Metazoa; Mollusca; Cephalopoda; Sepiida; Sepiidae.